Molecule: messenger RNA, 661 nt
Organism: Anneissia japonica
Lineage: Eukaryota; Metazoa; Echinodermata; Crinoidea; Comatulida; Comatulidae
Product: titin-like
Exons: 3
Coding region: 74-661 (195 amino acids)
Source: RefSeq, a predicted model, not a curated record
UGUGAAAAAUGAUGUAUUUAUAUAUUUAUAUACAUAUAUAUAUAUAUAUAUUACAGAUAAGAAACCAAAAAGAAUGUCAAAACCUAAAGUUGGUGAAGAGACUGUAGAAGCAGAAGUUGAUAAAGAUGCUGAGUUGAAAUGCCCAUGUAUACGACUCCAAUCAGAAUCACAACCUAUUUGGGAAAAACGUGAUCAGAACGGAACAUAUAAUCGUAUUAAUAAUGAUUCACGUUUUGAAAUAAGUAAAGAUAAUAAAGGGUCCGUGAUGAAAAUCCGAAAGAUUACAUCAAAAGAUUCUGGAAAGUAUCAGUGCAUUUUUUAUGAAGAUGGGGAAAAAACCAUACAUAAAAUAACACUUAAAGUUGUAAUAUUUAAAAGUGUAGAAGCAAAACUUGGUAAUGAUGUUGAGUUGAAAUGUGAUUGUGGACCUCCAUCGUCAAAUCCUAUUUGGAAAAAGCAGGCUGAGGAUGAAACAUACGAUAGUAUUUCUGAUGAUUUACGUUUUCAAAUAACUACAAAUUAUGAAGGGUGCAUGAUGAAAAUCCUUAAAUUUUCAUUAGAAGAUGUUGGAACAUAUCGGUGCGAAGUUCAACAUAAAGAUGGAAAAAUAAUCAUAUAUGAAACACUGCUGAAAGAAACAGAAUUAUACGACCGAAGUUAG